Molecule: messenger RNA, 4631 nt
Organism: Dermacentor andersoni
Lineage: Eukaryota; Metazoa; Arthropoda; Arachnida; Ixodida; Ixodidae
Product: ubiquitin-conjugating enzyme E2 T-like
Source: RefSeq, a predicted model, not a curated record
CGACCUAGGGUGUGGUGUGGGAAAGAUGCUACUUCAUCAGCCCUUGCGGGAGCACGGCUCAGCGUCUAUGCGGGAACGGGAGUGAGGAGAGUUAGAAUGAAUUUCGAAGCGACACAGGUUCUUUAUGUUAUCACGACACCGCCACUGACCACAGGGUCUAUACUGUCUACACUAAACCUCCAGACGCCCUGCUAUCGCACGACAGCGCGUGCGUCUCGACGAGACCAACAUGUUUCGCUGUUAAUGCCGUUCACGUCUGCGCGCACCGUCGUCGCUAUGUAAAAUAAUCGUCAACAGACGUCCUAGCUGUUCCUUCGCCGCUGACUAGUUCAGUAAUAUAUCUAUGUAGGUUUGCGACUGCAGACGUCGCGAUUGAGAAAAAAACAAACAAAUCGAGCAAUAACCCAAAAUAGUCGCUUUUCGAACAAAGCGACCAUUUGCAACGUACUUGGUCGCGCGACCUCUGCGAGUCGCCGGUGUGAAUGAGCAACAAUCGCGUCCUGCAACUCGGUUGCGCGAGAGAACGUGCCUUUGCAUCGGUAAGUCCGGCCUCUGACCAUAAAACAGGCGAAAUGGCCAAAUAAGGCGAUUCAAUUAUACUGCGGCACACUUUUUGAAGUCGUGACGUACGAUAACAAGUUUGUACGAACCCAUGGCCACGAUGGUGUGACACCAAAACUCUACCAAAAGUGCUGUGUGAACGGCCGGUCGCGUUUCUCCUUACCUCAGGAAUAGUGCUGGGCGAAACACGGUAAACCGUGUAGUGAGGGACCGUUUACUUCCACAAUGGUUCCACCGAUGAGCAAGAGGCAUUCCACAGGAUUUGAGGCUGCACUUCUCUUCGCGCAAAAUACUUUCAUACAACCACGGUAUAAGAAUACGGAUGGAACAGACACAUCUGCGCAAAAAUUCCGUUUAAAGUGCGCGGGAAAAAUAUUCUGAGACGUCAAAAUAAUACAAACACCAAUUUCACGGCCUUCGUCAUAACGCAGCUGGCCAAUCCGUUUCCAGCUGGCGCGCGCCUUUAUGGAAUGACGGCGGACACCGCGAGCCACGAACUACGAACAGACUUGCGUGACGAUAAGUCAUUUGAAGUUGUAUGCUGAUUUUUCCGUGUGUCAGUUUCCUACCAGCAUAGUGCCGCACGGACGAGCGGGCACGGAGCUCUCGUCAUAAAAGCAUAUCGACGCACCCAGCCUUGCGGGACAAAUUUCCCGAGAGCUACGAUGCUUCGUAACGUGCGUAUUCAGAGAGAGCUGGAGAUGCUAAACUCGCAGUUGCCUCCUGGCAUCGUGUGCAACCCGGUCGCCGAUAUGUUGGACAACUUUGAAGCUGCCAUCACCGGAGCUAGUGGAACACCAUACGAAGGCGGAACCUUCAAGCUCAACAUUCGCAUCCCCGAAAGGUACCCAUUUGAGGCACCCGUGGCAGUGUUCCAGACACCGGUGUACCACCCCAAUGUGGACUCUACGGGCCGUAUCUGCCUAGAUGUGCUCCAGAUGCCACCUAAGGGUCGCUGGCGGCCAUCGCUGAACCUCAAGGUCGUCCUCCUGUCACUUCACGCCCUGCUGGCACAGCCAAAUCCUGACGAUCCUCUUGUGCCAGAACUUGCUGACCAGUUCAAGUACCAGAGGGACAUGUUCAACAGGCUGGCCGCAGAACACACGCGACGACACGCCAUGGGCUGAGCCUUCAGCACGCCGACCUAGUUUUGUUUACACUGCGGCCAUUUGGGCCAAUGAGUUUUCCUCAUUUCACCUGCAAGAAGAGUUGGGAACUAAGAAUAAGUUCUUCUUCAUACCCCAGUGCUCUUACUUAUUUAAGAUUUUAAGCAUAUGGGCUUGCUAGAAUCUAUUCACUGAGCAAACCUGUUCAUGCCUUUAGUAUUUAUGUUUACGAUCAGCCCUGCAGUGGUGUUCAUGAUCAGAUUUUAUGUACCAUCGUGCUACAGUGUCACAAUUUUCUGCUGUGCCAACAGGUUUGGAGCCUUGCAUUGGACUCUGUAUUGUACAAUGGAUUAAGGUUUCAUGGAAAUGAGCUGUAAAAGAAAGCCAUUCUGGAGGGAGCUUUAGCUUUAGUAAUCAUAACAGCACGGUGACCCAUGGAUUCUUUUUUGUUGAUCAAGCACUACACUAGUCACCUUUAGAAAAAAUUCAGGCUUUAGUGAACUAAGGAGCAGAAUGUUUUCUUGGCGCUGUGAAACUGUUUCAAGGUAUGUCAUUCGAAACCACAGAAUAUUUAAAAUACCAUAGCAUAUUUGUCCUGAUUUGCCUUUGCAAUGACGGCGUUGAAAUUUCUGAUACUUCGAGGCAAUAACGUUGCUGCAGAAUCAACUACUGCCAACAUCCGUUAACCUUGACGGGACCUUGAAUUGGGUGGAAUUAAAGAAGGAACAGAAAGAAGACCCAAACACAGUGCUGCUUUGUACAGCACCAUUUACCCUAUUACCCUGAAUCUAACUUUUACCAUGUCUUUAGCAGUUCAAGUAGGAAACUGUCGUAAAAAUUAUGUUAGAAUAAGCUCCUUCAACAAGAAAGAUGCAGCGUGCCUCCACAAUCGGGAAACGAUAAAACCAGUGAAGCUAAUCUUCACAGAAUGGAAAUUUAUUUACACCCAAUGUACAUUGUCACCACACUCAGACAGCAAUUUAUCGCUGUCUACAGAGCGCAACAUGUUUUCCGUAUGGUCUGCUAUGCGCUUGAUACUCUGCAUUUAUCAAAUGGCUCUGUAAACGGGAUAGUGGAGCAAACCUAGACUAACCGCUUUGCUGGCUCAUCCUAUGACACGUACAGUUCUCUCAAAUGCUGAAAGCGUGUGACAUGGCUUUGUUGCCAUUAGCUUAGCGUGUUACACGACUGCUCCUUCCAAUGAGCUUUUGUAAUCAAAGACUGAAGGCAGCACUAUGUUGUCGACAUCCUGCACGGGAACUCAUUCUGUUGCCAUGUUGUGACGACAAUGACGAUUAUGCUGGCCGUGUGGUAGGUGGUUGCGAACGUGGUUUCAUAUCAGACUACACCACGCAAGCAAUCUUCAGCCCAGUGUCCUGGGGGAAAAAAGGUGCAUAUUAGAAUAGUGUAAAUGUGAUAAUAAUAAUUAUUAUUCCUUGUAAACUUACCCAAGCCAGGCCUAAAAAUACAUGUCUUUGGCAGGAGGGAAUGCGUCUUCCAACGCAUUCACUGUGCUCGAGCACCGCCUAUACAGAUACUGCAGGCAUUGGCGUCUGGAUUGGGGUCACAAUUUGGGCGAGGUGCAUUCAUGUCAACAAGUCAAGUUUAAGUUAUCCGGUGAGGGCCAAUUUUGGAAUUGAAGUAACAGGUUCUAGCCUAUAGAAAUCUAUGGGCACCAGCUGGGACCUUCAGUCAGGAACAAGUUAGCCAGAGUCAAAUUUACAAAUUAAGCCUGGUUUUCCAAAACUUGCAGUAUUUUUUGUCUAGUUUAUUUCAGCAAAGUCCAGCUUUCUUAGGUAAUUGACAGAGUAUUUUAGAUGGGACCAUUUGAAAUGUGUGUGUGUUUGUGUUUCUUGCAUAUCUAGGCUGGUGAAUUGGACGCUUACAAUGCUAAUUACUAAAUUUGCACUGUCCAAGUAAUGACACGUUGAUGCCAAAGCAUUGGAGCUUCCUGAAUCGUGUACUGACGUGGCUUGUUAGGAAGUAUGGAAUUGUUACGAAAGAAUGAGGACGGAGAACAAGCAGAUCAUACCAGCUAUCUGCGCCAAAGUGAUGAAAUUAGGGAACAAUGUAACGGAGACAUGGCUCGCCCCAAAUCAUCCCAAUUUCCUCCUUUUCUGGCUUCAGCUAGCCUCACCGUCAUUCCACUCUUAGAAAGGGAGCAAACAUUUUCAUUCAUGGCACCACCUAUUUUGUACUGCACAAUGCCGACGCUUUUAACCCUGUAAUGUUGACUGUGCAUUGUUCAUGUGUCACGCAGAGCAUUAUUCCCAGCUGUAAGCUUCAGAUUUAUCGCUUGUGAAAACUGAAUUUCGACGUACAUAUGUACUAAAACUUCCCAAACUAUUUGAUUUAUUUAUUGCCUACCAGAGGAAUUCCUCUGAAUUCUUUGUUGAUUUUCAUGCUGGGAAUGUGAUGGCUUGCGAUACAUGGGGCAUUACAGGGUUAAUACCGGCCUAAAUGUGUUCCUUAUGCUUGUCAGUUAAAAUUGAUAGCACAUUACAUGCAUUCUAUUCGUGUUAACAGCGUGGUUAAUGCGGUGUGCAAAAUGGAUGCAUGCAUUAGCACUGGGCAAUUCAACAUUCCAAAUGCUACAAAAACGUGUUCCAUGUCUUAAUGUGCCAUGCACUCAGCAUCAUGUAGCUCCUUGCUGACUGGAAGGUGUCAACUUGCUUUGCUACAUUUAAUGUUGACCUAGUUUGGCUUAAUCCUAACAGUGAUUAGCCGGUGAAAAAUGGUCACCAGAGUAAGAUAAGCAGUGUACACAUGCCAGUGUGAUAGCAUCUUCAUGUUCAUGUUAGCGUGCACUAAGCUACAUAAAGGUGCCGAGAAGAUUGUAUGGUUUGUUCGUUACUAGUGCCUUAUGCAUUGCUAGAACAUUGGCAUAUAGAAGUGCCGGCCUUGAAGAGACACUGUGAAAUCAAUUUUCACUGUUUGGAAAUAAAGAUGUGUAUUUGAGAGCCA